AUUACCAAAAAUAUCUGCAAAAUAAUUGAAUUACCCAAUAUAUCCUCCACAUCUCAAAAAUUUCCGCCAUAGCAACCAAGCUCCACCUCCAUCGCUACAUCAACACUACACGUCCGUAAUCAUAAUUGAAUAUCACAAAAACUUAACUAUGCUCUUAAAGUAUGAAGUUUGAGCCCCUACUCUUCUUGCUGAUUUUGUUUUCGCCUUGUUUUCUGGAAAGGUUUUCGUUUUUCUGUAACUGAAGUUUGGUAGCUCCUCUUUAUGUAUGAGAUGAUUCCCAAGUCCUAAUGUUGGUGAAAAAACAUAGGCAGUGAAUGAAGAAUUAUGAAUAGAGAAUGUCAUUAUAUAGUGCCACAACUAGGAGAUGUCUCCUACUUUUAGAGAAAUGCAAGAACAUGAAAGACCUGAAGCAAGCUCAUGCAUCAAUCAUCACAACCGGUCUAGGCAGUAAUAACUUUGCUUUGAGCAGAGUCUUGGACUUUUGCUCAAAACCACAUCAUGGCAAUCCUUUUCAUGCUUGGAAAAUCUUCCAACACAUUCAAAACCCCACCAUUUGUAUUUGGAAUACCAUCUUGAAAGCUUUCUUACUCCACAAUGAACUCAUUCAAACUAUACUUGUGUAUAGAAACUUGUUACAGAGUGGGAUAGUCCCAGACAAUUAUACUCUCCCUUAUGUGUUAAAGGCUUGUUCUAGGCUGAAAAGUGUUCAUCUUGGGGAGUCAGUUCAUGGGCAUGGCAUGAAAUUGGGUCUAGUAUUUGAUUUAUUUGUGGGGAACUCUUUGAUUGUCAUGUACUGUGAGUUUCGUAACAUGGAAGGUGCACGAUACGUGUUUGAUGAAAUGUCUAGCCUUAGUGUGGUUUCAUGGACGGUCAUGAUUUUUGGGUAUGCAAAGGUAGGGGAAGUUGACAAUGCAAGACUGUUCUUUGAUGUGGCUCCUGUGAGAGAUAAGGGGAUAUGGGGGGCAAUGAUUUCGGGGUAUGUUCAGAAUGCUUGUUUUAAGGAAGGUCUUCACUUGUUUCGUUUGAUGCAACUCACUGACAUAGAGCCUGAUGAGGCCAUCUUUGUGAGCAUUCUUUCUGGUUGUGCUCAUUUGGGAGCUUUCGAUUUUGGGAUAUGGAUCCACAGGUAUUUGGAUCGUCUUGGUUUGCCCUUAAGUAUUCGGUUGAGUACAGGUCUUAUAGACAUGUAUGCUAAGUGUGGGAAUUUGGAUUUAGCUAAGAGGAUUUUUCAUGAGAUGCCACAGAAAGACACUGUUUGCUGGAAUGCCAUGAUUUCGGCAAUGGCAAUCAAUGGAGAUGGAGAAGCUGCACUCGAACUAUUUCGAGAUAUGGAGAAGACAGGCGUUCAACCAGACGACAUCACCUUUAUAGCCAUUUUUACUGCUUGUAGCUAUUCAGGUAUGGCAUAUGAAGGCUUGAGGAUGUUUGAGAAAAUGCGUGGUGUGUACAGAAUUGAACCCAAAACUGAGCACUAUGGAUGUAUGGUAGAUCUUCUUAGUAGAGCAGGGCACUUUGAAGAAGCAAAACAAAUAAUUCAAAGAGUGAUCAUUUCAACUAACCCCUCUGAAGAGAAAGUAGCUUGGAGGGCAUUUCUUAGUGCUUGCUGUACUCAUGGGCAGACUCAACUUGCUGAGCUUGCCUUUGGAAAGCUCUUGGAGUUAGAGAGUGGAAGUGGAUUUUAUGUUCUACUCUCGAACUUGUACGCUUCUGUUGGAAAAGAUAGUGAUGCUAGAAGAGUGAGGAAGCUGAUGAAACAUAGAGGAGUUGAAAAGUUACCGGGAUGUAGCUUGAUUGAGAUCGAAGGUGGAGUUCAUGAGUUCGUUGCAGGAGGAAAGAUGGAUCCAUGAAUGGAAGAAAUUCACUUGGUUUUGGAGCUUAAAUAAGCAUUUAAUUAUCUAACAUACUAUUGUAUAAUGUGGCUCUUGUUUUCGUUUGAGUAGAUCUCCAUUGGCUGGUUCACAAUUUUGCAUAAUGAUCACAAACAUCUUUCUCUAUGUUUAUUUGGUUGAGUGUAAUAACUUAGGAGUGAAAAAUCAACAUUAUAAGAUUAGAUACAGUGCAUGUUGCAAACAACCCCCAAUAAGCUCAUCAUAGAAAUUUGCCUGAGGGUGGAAUCAAAGGGUACCCCAAAAGGGUGUCCCAUACCCAAAGAACCAGCCAACUAGAAUCCACUCGAGCCUUUGGAAUGCGGAUGAUUGGGCCACAAAGGGUGGUUUGGUGAAGAUUAAUUCGAGCAAGGCACCCUUCACAACCUCAUACAGAAACUUCAAUGCUUGUGUUAUGAUCUCUGCCUCAUCUUCUUGUGCUUCAAUUUCAUCAAACUCUCAAACUAAUUCAAAUUCAUGGCUCAACCAAGAGUUGAACUAUACUGGUGAGCAAUAGCUCAAUUGGGUUCAGAAGAA
This is a messenger RNA of Cannabis sativa, 2402 nucleotides long. Its product is annotated as pentatricopeptide repeat-containing protein At2g20540. Lineage: Eukaryota; Viridiplantae; Streptophyta; Magnoliopsida; Rosales; Cannabaceae. The transcript is spliced from 2 exons. The record is from RefSeq and is a predicted model, not a curated record. Gene Ontology annotation, biological process: RNA modification. The coding region runs from base 336 to 1847 and encodes 503 amino acids. Gene Ontology annotation, molecular function: protein binding; RNA binding.